AUGGCAACCGUAUCUCUAUCCCCAACUCCAGCUCCCGUCGCGGUCAUGUCCUCACGACGUGGCCCUUUGACGAGCAUCCCUCAUGCCGCCAAUUCGCCCAUGAGAGGAGCUGCGGCUGCUAUUGCCGCCUACUCAAAACAGAAACGCUCCCAUGCCAACCUUCAGCGCGAGGAAGCUUACGGACAGCCACCACCAAACAAGAAGCAGGUCCUCGAGAAUGGUACACACCGUGCAGUCCGGUCGCCCUCGAAGCUGCCCCGUUCACAAACCACAACACUCCCUCAGCGGGGGCUAUCGAGCACAACCACGAUCCGCGGAACAACUCGAGAACGAGGAAGGGUGUCCACGGUAGCCAGGGUCGUGGAAAAUGACGCCAAUGACCAAAAGGAGGUCUGGAAGAAACAUUAUAGGGCUAAAUUUCCCAAGAUGGUCUUCUACUUCGAGAGCGUGCCAGAUGAUAUUCGUGCCAAGCUGACGAAAAAGGUCACAUAUCUCGGUGCUCGCCAAGAGCCUUUCUUCUCCAUCGACGUUACCCAUGUUAUCACAACACGAACCAUCCCGAGCGAACGAUCUGAGGCACUGGCGGCCGAAGAGCCUGAACAGGAGGAACGUGAACCAGAGGAACAACCUCAAACCAUCAACCCUUCUUUGCUGGACCGUAACACUGCUGCGCGACGGAAGCUUCUGUUCGAGUUCCGUAAUGUUCCCUCGAGAUCCCAGCAAGUCAAUGACCCAACAAAACCAGGCAAGGGUGCUAGGAACAACGAUGUCCUGCACAAGGCACGGGAGAUGGGAAAGAAGAUCUGGUCGCUGGACAAGUUUCAAACCAUGGUCACUGUCUUGUUAGAGUCGGAUUCGCAGCAAGCCGUACAGGGCACCCGAGGAAUUAGCUCGCGCAGUGCUCAACAUACUCUGAAGGGCUCGCACGAACCCAGUCUUCUUCAGCUCCUUCACAACGAGAGAAUCCAUGGACCCUCCGAUCGCGACCCCAGCGCAUCUAACCGCGAGUUAUCCCACUUCAAAGGGCCUUAUAUCUAUGUGUGGGAUAUGGAUGAGAAACACAAGCCUAUCAUGGUUCGCGAGUAUGCAAAGGUGGCGAACAAGUCGGAUGGCGAUUGGCCCCAGUUCCGCAGUGUGGGCAAUGGCCGAUGUCCCUUUGUGGAGGAUGUUGAUAUUCCUGAGAGGGAGAACCGUCGACAGCGCGAACAGCAGGUGAAGGCCCGCCCAGCCAAACGAGAGGAAACCUCGGCAAUCCCCAAGCCUGUGGAUGUUUCUGUGACAAAGCAAGUGACGGGCAAGAGGACAUUGGCCGAGAUGGAAGAUGGCCACAACAGAGCACACUCUGUUACCGAGGUUUUCAAUCCUGCCAAGGCAUCGCUUUCCAAGCAAGCCACACAAAACGCGUUUACCAGCCGAGCCGAAGGUGGUCGAGUUUUCCAUGGUGAGCCAGUUGCUUCUGGACUUCAAGCUGCUAGCAUUACAUCGGCUGUGCGAUCACAGAUGAUCUCAUCCACAUCGGGACUUUCUGGUGUGAAGGCUGGAACGAGCAAGGAAAUUCACGGCCUCCAGCGCAAGGUCCUGCAAAAGACAGCACCAACAUCACACGCUAGUUCGCGUCUCGCAGAGCAGCAAUCUGUGGAGGCAGCAACCUCAAGCCGAUCUGUUACUCUCACUCGCCAGACGUCUAAAACGACCCUUGGCCAGGACGAAGAUGUUGCAAAGACCGCAGAGAGCAAGGAACGGAAAUCUCAGUCACAACCUCUUAAGAGCAAGAAGGACUUGAAGCCCGGCUACUGCGAGAACUGCCAAGACAAGUUUCGCGAUUUUGAUGAGCAUAUUCUGUCUCGCAAGCAUCGCAAAUUUGCCGAAAAUGAUGAUAACUGGGGUGAGCUAGACUCACUCCUCACGCAACUCAAGCGCGUGAGCAAAGCCGUCGCUAUCCAAGACGAUGACGACUGGCACUACUAG
Clonostachys rhizophaga is the source of this 1968-nucleotide messenger RNA. The record is from the annotation of a GenBank genome assembly. NCBI's taxonomy places the organism in Eukaryota, Fungi, Ascomycota, Sordariomycetes, Hypocreales, Bionectriaceae.